Molecule: messenger RNA, 1092 nt
Organism: Fusarium vanettenii 77-13-4
Lineage: Eukaryota; Fungi; Ascomycota; Sordariomycetes; Hypocreales; Nectriaceae
Exons: 5
Coding region: 1-1092 (363 amino acids)
Cellular component (GO): cytoplasm
Molecular function (GO): 2-oxoglutarate-dependent dioxygenase activity
Source: RefSeq, a predicted model, not a curated record
AUGCCGUCCAUCACAACUACCGAGCAGUCCUUGCAGGGCGUCGCUGUGAAGCCUCUGCCGCACGACAAGACUUCACCCUCACCUCUCGAGUUAUACGGUCUUCCUUACUGGGGCAAUGAGAAUGGACAAAAGUACGGACGCAGUCUUCAUCCACUGUAUUGUGUGAUGCCUCCUCUUGAGCUUUUUGAGCACUACGAGCACGGCAAGGAUGCAGAUCCCAAGUUUGGCUCCCUCCUAAAAGAGGGAGUCAAGAUUUCCGAAAUCACCAAGUCGAUCGGUGCUGAGGUCACUGGUGUUCAGCUCUCUCAGUUGGAUAACAAGGCAAAGGACGAACUUGCACUCCUGGUGGCACAGAAAAAAGUCGUCGUCUUCCAUGAUCAGGACUUCAACACUAUCCCGAUCCAGCAAGCUGUAGACUUUGCGAGCUACUUUGGCAAGCUACAUGUCCAUCCUGUCAGUGGCGCCGUUCCCGGGUUUCCUCAACUGCACAUGGUCCAUCGCGGUCUUGAUGAUGUAGGCCAUGACAAAUUUCUUGAGACUAGGACUACAUCAGUCUCGUGGCACAGUGAUGUGAGCUACGAGCUGCAGCCUCCGGGAACCACAUUCCUAUACGCCAUCGACGUGCCCGAGGCUGGUGGAGACACUUUGUUCGUCAACCAGGUCAAGGCUUAUGAGCGACUAUCUCCUGCCUUCCGACAGCGAUUAGAAGGGCUUAAGGUCGUGCACUCUGCCCAUGAGCAGGCUCAAGCUGCGCUCAAGAACGAUGGACAAUUGAGAAGAGACCCAAUUACCUCUGUGCAUCCCCUUGUUCGAACCCAUCCUGCGACGGGUGAGAAGGCGCUUUACAUCCAACCUCAGUUUGCCCGUUCGAUUGUGGGCUACAAGAAGGAAGAGAGUGAUUCGCUGCUCAACUUUCUUUACCACCAUAUCGCCUUUAGUCAAGAUCUUCAGUGUCGCGUCAAAUGGAGCCCUCGAUCUGUUGUCGUGUGGGAUAACAGAGUAACAGCUCACUCGGGCCUGGUGGAUUGGGAGGGACCUCGCUUUAGGUAUAUUGCCCGCCUGGCAGCACAGGCUGAGGUGCCCACGGAAUAA